Molecule: messenger RNA, 41816 nt
Organism: Porites lobata
Lineage: Eukaryota; Metazoa; Cnidaria; Anthozoa; Scleractinia; Poritidae
Source: the annotation of a GenBank genome assembly
AGCCCUGUAGGUUGGUCAGGACGAGGAUGUCAUGUCAAAUGGUUGAAUGACUCCAGGACAGAAUGCAGCUGCAAUCACUUAACUCACUUCGCAGUUCUAAUGCAGUUUGACACAGAUUCCGAACUGAAAACUGGCCAAUACAGUAGACUGCAAAAGGUAGGGCACAAGACAGAAAGAACAGAAGUAAGUUUGUUGGGUCUGGAAAGGAGGAUCCUGAACGCACAUCCCAAACUUUUUUCAUCGCUAUUUCGAAUAUCAUUUUUUUCCAAACUCGCAUCCGUGGCUAAAUUUCAGCUUAUCUUACUUCUCGUCUGGCAGUCACAUUCCGUGUCCCGUCAACGUUUUCCCAAAUUUUGCACUGUAUUUGGUUGAGAUCCUGUUUCCCGGAAAUACCCUUCCAGACACUGAGGAAAGGCUGGCCACACCAUCGGGGUCUACAUCCUCUACUUUCUUACUAUCUGCUUCCCGUCAAAUCUCGAAUCCUAUCAACGUUUUCCCGAAUCCUGCACUGUAUAUUGUUAAGAUCCCGCAUCCCGGCAGUAUCCUUCCAGACCAUGUGUUUAGGUUGUCUAGUCGAUUAAUCAUGUUGUUAUACAACACGCGUUAUUGGGGUCACUCAGGCGGGUUUCGGGGAGCAAAUCUGAGUGGAAGACAAGAGAGAGGGAGGAAAAGAGAAAAAUAACGCCUGUAGACAGGUUAUUGUUCCUCUCUUCCAAACGUUCAUCUGGCGAAAGCUGGUUUCUAUUGGCUGAGAGAGAGGCAAUAUUUCUCUCUUUUCCCUCCUCUCUCUUGUCUAACGCCUCGUACUGGCGGCUUAAAACCGGCCUGAGCACCCCAAUAACGCCUGUUAUGCAGCCUAAGAAUAAAUAGUUGUGCCUAGGAAAUUAUCGUUUUAUUGUGUAAUAGUGGUGUUUUGAUAAGCGUGUUUAUGAGGACACUUUUUGUUAAAAAUCGAAAUGCCCGCCAAAAUCAUCAAAUGACCCGGUUUCACUGCAUGUGUGAAGUUUAAUCUCCUAACCGUACUGAAGGAGAAUAUCACUUAUAUUUUGUCCUGAAAAUAUCUGAGUAAAAGUGAACAGAUCUUACAAAAGAAAGAGGUUAUAGCUCAAAAUGUUUUUGAGAACAAAUUCGGAGAAAAAUUAGCCUGUGUGCCAGCUGCUCGAAAGCAUGUCGGGCUCUUGAGAACAAAAUUAGCCUGCAUGUAAGGCCAACAUCCAUUCAUGCAGCUGUCUGGUACGGUGGAGAUUAAAUGGUUUUCCGGUUGUUUUGUAUGUAGAAAGAUGAAAAGGUGCUGAAUAUUCUGACCUACUUGGGUCUUACCCUUUCCUUAAUCGGAAUCAUAGCGACAGUAAUCUGCUACACAUUUCUGACGUAAGUACAUGUAACAUCUUUUUAAAACAUAAUCAAGUGUUUCAACACGGCUCCUUAAGCCCAAAUUUUGAACGUUUUCCCUUCUCAGUCUUUAAUUUUUCUUAUCUUAUCUUUUCUUAUCUCAUUAUAUCUUAUCUUGUCUUGUCUUGUACUUUAUUCUAAUGAAUGCUUUGUAUUGUAUUGUGUAACAUUGCAUUGUAGGUUAGUGUAUCGUAUUGCAUUGUAUUUUACUGUAUUGAAUUGAAUUGCAUUGUAUUGUAUGAUAAUUUGUUUUGUAUAGAGCGUUUUCAUAUGACGUAACGGAGGCCAUUAAAAAAAAAAAAAGAACAAUAAAAACUAUAAAACGGCGGCCAUGUUGGUGUUCCAAACCAUUCUUGUGUGAGUUGAACUCUUUUCUUAUGUAAACACUUUCUUUUGUUCAAAUAAAUUUGCAUAGACGCUGGUCACGUGAAUGAAAGACGCUCUAUUGCGUUGCAUUGUUAUAAUACACAUUUAGAGACAUUUCUUUGUUAGACUCACCCAGAGUGGUUUUGUUGAAGACAAUGUAGUUGUUUAUCUUUACACAGCGAUAUUAAAGCACCACUGUCACAAAUCCGGAUAAGUCUUGUCGCUUCCCUUGGAGUGGGCCAAAUAAUCUUCCUCGCAGGCAUUGGAGCGACUGAAAACAAGGUGAGAACUCGUUUAAGCGCUGAUCAUAAUCACUUUAGCCGAUUGACCACUACAGAAAAUACCCUAAUAUACCAUAAUACUCUUCGUUAGUCACUCCAAAAGUUUGCAUAAGCAUUGUUUGCAGUUUCCGUCGUGGGGCCAUUUUAACUCCCAAGAGAAACUGAAGACAAGGCUUAUGCAAAAUUUUGGAGUGACCAGCAAGAAGUAUUAUGGUGUGUUAUGGCAUUUUCUGUAGUGGUCAAUUCGUCACUUAAGCAACGAGAAGUGAAAUAGGCCGGACUAACUUUCGCAAAGACUUGGGACUGUUACUAGUAACACGGAAAAAAGGCCAAUAUCUGACCGGUGCGUUCCCAGUAUUUAUAAGGGACAUUAAAAUCUAACAACGAGACCGCAACGAGAAACAAUUUUGCUCGUGCAUCACACUUUUUUUACAUUUCUCUUGCCGUUUUUGCACGACUACGACGUGAAAAUGCGUAAUUUCGUGUUUUAUGGAGAACGUAAACAAGUAACGGCGAAAUUUUAUUUCUCUUUCUGAACUUGGAUAUGGUCCCUUGGAAUUCAACUUCAGGAGGGUUUGCCUACAUUUGACAAAGUAAGCGGGUAAAAAUAAUCGCUAUAAAAAACUGAAAGAACGCAAAUUUACUUUUUACGAGACGUUCUCGUUGCCCUGGCAUCGUUGGAUCUUAAAGUCCCUAUUAAGGAUCCCAGAGACAAUUCCGGGUUGCAUAUCUGCUCCACUUUCCUUCUCGUUUCUAAGGGACUGUUUACAUGGAGGUGGGGAGCCCUAGGUAGGUGAGGUAACCUGCUAUGGUGGGGUAACCGACCUGUCCAUAUAAUUUCUCACAUGGUCAUUCCACUUAUCAUGUAAGAGCGAUCAAAUGAAUAUGAGAGGUUGUAUGGACAGGCGGGUUUCCCCACCAAAGCGGGUUACCUCACCUAUUUGGGGUCCUCCACCUCCAUGUAAAAAGGCCCUAGGGUGACAAAUUCAGUCCAUAUAUUGUACUUUAAAUGUCUGACGUUUUAAUCUUGUGGAUUCCAUUUACUAUUACUAACAUGGAAACAUAGGGCAAGAUGGGGUUUUAAAAAUUACCUGAGGUCAAUUUAAUAGAACUUUUACAAGUGCAUUAAUUUUACAAGUGUAGCUAUUGUUUUCAGACUCUAAAACAUUAAUGGCUACGCUUGUGAAUUACACUUAUAAAAGUUGAACCCUGGUCAAUCUAAGUAUUGAAGCUUUCCAGGGUGUUUUCCUAGAAUUUUUCGUCCUGGAAACUAAAGGUACAAGGUGAUAACAUUGUCCUUCCAGUAUGCGAGUUUUGACUAUAUGUUGUACUUUGCAGGGCGUCUGUGUGACAACAGCGGCCCUGAUUCAAUAUUUCCUUAUGGCGGCUUUCUGUUGGAUGUUAAUGGAGGGAAUUUAUCUUUACUUGUUUGUUGUCAAAGUUUACAACGUUAGCAGUAAGAUGAAAAUUUGUCACGGAAUAUCAUGGGGUAAGUGUAAAGGGAUAAAUUUGCAUUUUAAUUUCUCAAAGUUUGGGCAAAGACGAGGAUGAAACUAGUGUCGGACGUAAGACUGAAUGUAACGGCGAAAAAAGGAACACAAUAGCGUCAACGUUUCAAUUAAAUUUUAUCGAAGAAGCCAAAUUGACAGACCCAAUUGUCAAAUUUUGUUCGUGAUAAAUCCCUGAAACUCAUUUUCUGACGACCUUUGCAUAAACGACAUUCUAAUGUUAUCGAUGUUUCACCUUAUAGCUGGCAACAAUUCUCCUCGCGAAUACCUCAACGUGUGUUUGAAGUUUCAUGCUUGUUAUUCAGUGUAUGUAGAGUGAUGUUCGCACUUUUGAGUUUAUGCGUUAAACCCGAAUUAAUAUUUUGAAUGUUCAUGUAAAUUUUAUAAUUGCACUCCUCCCGCCACACUUUUUAUUUCAGGCUUUCCUGCGGCAAUGGUCACUUUAUCGCUUAGUGUUGCUGCCGGAAUGGACGGAAUCACAAGUUUUGUUAGCGAUGAAUAGUAAGAAGUGAAGUGCUGAAAAGUAGAAUACGUAAAGAUACAUCGUUUUCGUUUACCUGUAAGAGUGAACUACCCAUACCCUUUCUCGUAUAUACACCAUUUGCGCUUCGUUACGGGGAAAUAAAUUUUUAUUAGUAUAGGUAAUGGCAUGAUUUGUUGUGAUAUUUCGAAAUUGUUGUACGUUAUUUCACGAGCCGUUAGGAGAGUGAAAUUUGAGACUUCUUUGAAAUAUCACGAGUGGUAUUUUUGCCAAAUAUCACGUACAAAUCAUGCUAUUAUUUGUUUAUACUACUACCCCCAAAAGGUUUGUAAUUUUCACAUGUAGGUAUUUCGAGUUAAGCUGAAAUACCACUGCUCUAAUAUAAGCCAAUCAACUUGCACAAAUUUCUCAUGUAGUAGUAUAAACGUGUAAAUAUUAUUGAUUUUAAUAAAUUUAUAUCAACAGUUUCGCCAAGAGAGCAAACAUUUGAUUUUGCAGCAUAGUCAUUAAGGAUUUUUUCAUAAGUAAGGCCAAUUUCUAUAGCAGUUUAUCGAAAACAAUAUUCUUUAGUGCGAAUGAAGUUUCAUUUUCCUUGGGUGAAUGUUCGUAUAUGAGAAUAGAUAUAUCAGUUAACAUUUGUCCUUUUGAUUUCCAACACGCACACACACUGGCAGAUUAUAUAAUUUAUUUUGUUUUCGUUUUAGCUGCUGGAUUUCUUCUUCUAACGGAUUGAUCUGGAUAUUCAUCUCGUUUGUUCUUGCGAUUGAGAUCGUAAGUUCACUCAGUAUUUUUUUUUAAUCUGAUAAAAAAAAUAGUGACACAAAAACGCACUAAAAGAAAAACAAAGAAAGUGGUUUAAAGGAUUUGUUUUAACGACAAAGAUUACCUCAGUCACCAUCACGUGGGCGGUGUUCUGAUAUUCCAAUUUAGGUUUUCUAAUUUCUCAACUCUGUUAUUUUUUGCAGAUAAACUUGUUGAUUUUGUUGAGAGUUAUAAGAGAAAUGACAAGAAUGGAACAAACAAAGGACAACCAAGGAGAACAGAUAAGGUCUCACAGAUUUUAUUGCUUGUUUUAAUAGACAUGUGUAAGUACAUGUAAUAUACUGUAUUUGUUACACGCCCGGCUUGAAUGAAGCAAAGAUUCCUUUUGAGAACAAAACAUUGUUUGGUCGUUAAGUGGUCAUGUCAUUACAUUAUCACUACUCAAACUGCUAUAUUGUGUUCCCUUCGUUUUUAAUUGACGACACAAUGAUUUAGCUGCAACAACACCAUCGGCAUUCCACUGAUGGCGGGCAAGGCUAAAAAAGUUGGGACGUUGGAAACAACGAUUCGUCUGUUUAUCUUCGAGAUUUAUGUAUAUUUAAUUGAAUAUCUUAUUUAUUUUGCAGACUUGGAAUCAGAGCUUGCGUGGUGCUAAUUCCCUUACUUGGGGUCACGUGGUUAUUCGGCGCAUUAUCGUCAGCCCACAAAGCAUUCGCUUACAUUUUUGUUAUCUUCAAUUCCACUCAGGUGAGAUGCGAGCCCCAAUCUUUGCGCACCUAUUUUUUAGCUUAAAAAGCAAAUACUUAAUCACAAAUCAAAGUCAAGAAAUUAAAAGAAGAUAAGGCAAAGCUCGAAAUUAUUUCACUGAAGAUGGCCAAGGAUUAUAUAAGUACAUUUUUUGGAAAACUUUGGUGACAGUCUUUCUUAUUUUCCUACCCGCAGGGAUUUUCCAUCUUUCUUCUUCACUGUGUGAGAAAUAGUGAGGUAAGGACAAAAUGUUAAAUGAUUGCAAAUUUUAUCAUCUCGUGUUGCCGAAUUAUAAGUUAAGCAAUGUUUUUAGUAACUCGGAUCCAAACACAGAACCAAAAUCACAAGGAAUUUACGAUCAAACCCCUCGAUUACGAACACCUGUUUAUUACGGAAAGUUCUCAUGACCCAAAAACACCAAUAGCACCAGAGACAGUUGAUAGCGGAACCUCCGCGCGCGGGUGGCGGAGCCUCUACUGCUAUAGAAAAUGGAAAUCUAUCGAUCGAUACGAGAAAAUUUGGUUAUGACGUCAGCGUACGUCCGUCCGUCCAAACUUCCUUACGGACUUGGCAGGGAGCGAUCUUUGAAUUAAUUGUCUUUGAUUAUCCCGCAGAUCAGAGAGAGGUUCAAAAGAAGAAUACGCGUGAUAUUUCCAGCUGCCAGCAAUGGAACUACAAGCGUUAAAAGACACUCUGACCUCAAUGGCAGCAGCAGCGGAAUCCUUUCCCUGCGAAAAAUUGAAGUUAUGCCCAUAAGUACCGAGAGCCUAGUGAAAUCACCAUGAUUGUAGUGUAUAUCUCCAUCACAGCUUAAGCAGAAAACUCAGUUUGUUACCAAGAUAUGCGAACCAGCAAAGAAAGGAAAGGAGCACUCUACUUGCCGUGGACCACAAGCUUAUCUUUUUUUAUAAUCGUUUUAGUAGCAACACGGCGAAUUUAAACCAUUUGGAACUAGCCGUAAUUAUGUUAUGUAUAAGUUUUCAGCAGAGAAUUUGUAAACAGCCGUAUGUUAUGUACAUGUAUAAGUUUUAUUCUUUUCUUCUAAAGUGAACAUACCCUUUGUUCAAAGUACCCAUACUAGAAUUCAAGCAUGGUGCCAGUACGCGAGUACAAGGUGGAGACUUGUAUUGUACUCAAGGUGUGAACACCUGACUGUUUUGUGCCGGUACCUAGGCACUGGCUCCUGGGCGGCAGGCCUGGGAGGCCCCUUUUAAGUUAUAAAUCCGAACUUUGAAAAAACUUAUGAAACGUUACCAAAGAAAGGCAAUUUUAAUUACUGCGCUUUUCAAAAGCAGGCGAACUCUGAAUUUCAAAAGCCAACUGACGUUUGCGUGCUGCCGUCAAUCCUCUCAACGGACCUCUUAGGAAACAGAACUUUCACGGCCUGUUCAAUAGGUCAAAGUUUGUGAUCUGUGAUUGGUGGAUUUCGAUCCGUUUUGUGUGUGUCUGGGUUUCAAGGUUCGUUGCUUGUGAUUUUUAUUUAUUUAUUAUUUUGCCACACACAAUGAAUUACAAGCAGAAUAAAAACGAUAAUAAAUAGGUUAAUUAACAUUGAAUUUAAAAUUUGUACAUUACUCGAGAGGAGUGACUGUGGCGGGAAAAUCUCCGAGAAGACGAGCUAAUGAGGAAUAGAGAUUUCCCUACAUGUGAUCGUAAUUAUGAUUGAAAAACGCAAUUGUGAAGCCGGCUUUUGUACUUUAGAGUUUGCGUGUUUGUGAAAAGCGCUGUAAAAAAAUGCUUUAGAACCUGAGAACAAGAAAUGCUUAGAUUGCAAACUCUGAUUUGAAUGCAUGAAUCGAAAUUUCUCUUUACAUUUCAAGAUGGUGGCCGAUAUAAAAUUAUGACGUCACAGGUCCCCAACAGCUCCAAAUUCAAUUAUAACUACAUGUUUGUUACCUUGGAGAGUGCACCUAAGGUGUAAUACGCGCAGAAAAAUAGCAGAGAGUAGUUUUCAUCAACCAUGUUUAUUCUGAGGGACAAAGUAGAUCUCGAGAUAAACACUAACGAAGUUUAGGCAAAAAUAUCACUCGGGAAGCUAAGAAAAAAACAAUUAAUUGUUAUAUUUAUGAUCAAUUUAGCUAAAGAUCACUAUAAGAUGUAAUCAUUGUCUACAUUUGUAUUUCUGUCAAACCAUCUAUUGUAGAAUGCAUAGCAGGUAGAAAGCAAUUGAUAAUUGCACAGUUAUCUAAAUUAAAAUUACAAUUUUUAGUCACCACAUGAAUAAAAAAAUCACUUAAGAAGUGCUAAAUGUAUGGAACCUCCCUUUUUUGCCCAUUACACGGCGUUGCGGGUACUAGAAGAAAGCAGGUUUCUACGGGAAAAAAUGCAACAAAAUUGAAUUUUGUUUUACUACUUAGGUAAUAUUUCCUUUACGCACUUUGAUAUUUUGCUUUUCUAGUACUUUUGUCUUUUAUUUUUUGCGUCUGGAAGCGGUGGUUAGCGGUGGUUAGCGGUGGUUAGCUCGAAAGCUCAGCUCCUCUGACCACCGUUCACUUCUACCCAAGCCAUUAAUUUUCUUUUUUUCCCUUCUUCUUCUCCUUUAUUAGUGUAUUCCUACCUUACUAUAUAUAAUGUAAAUAUUUUAUAAUAGUGUGAAUAAUAAAAAUUGAAAAUUGAAAAAAAAAAAAAAAAAAAAAACAACAACAACAACAAAAAACAAUAAAAUGUAUGUCGUCUAAAUAUUAGAUAAUAAAUAAAAUGAAAUGUAAAUGUAUUGCUGGUAUAGGUACAUCAAGUAACUUGAGCGCAUUUAUACCAAAAACACUCCUCACGCCUAUAUACGUAAUCUGUGUACAGCAACCAUCCUUUUUGUGGCUUUCAGCUCAUUGCUUAUGGAGACAUUCACCCUUCUCUCAGUCAACGGAACUCGCAAAAUUUUUCUGUAACAUUUGCCCUACAACGCUGUGUGCACUUCGUGUCACACUGUUUGAUUAUCCAGAACCCGCAGCAAUAGCUGGCUCUCGGGAAUUUUGAACUAUAAGCCUUCAUCCUUAAAUAACCCCUACCCCCCUAAAUAUGCUCAGUAGUUUUAUUGGUGGUAGUUGAUCGCAAAAUACGAGAGCGUACAGAAACAAUACCAUCUUUAUUCGAAUAAAAACAUCCCUUGUCCCCAAUCUAUUUGCUAGCAUGCAAUUUUUUUUCGCAAUUGUCGCAAAAGAAAUAAUUGAGGAGAAAUUAUGUCAGAAAAUCACUUACAAAUAUCGCAAAAAUCGCAAGAAUAACAAAUCCAACAAGAAUGAAGACUUUGAAAGAGAAGAAGCCAAGAAGAGCCACGAAAUGUCCGCAAAUAUCGCAAAAAUCGCAAAAAUAACAAAUCUAACAAGAAUCAAGACUUAGGAAAAGAAGAAGCCAAGAAGGGCCCCGAAAUGUCUGCAAAUAUCGCAAAAGUCGCAGAAGUAACAAGGAUUUUUCUUGCCAGCUAAAAACUCCCUUGACAAAUAUCGCAAAGAUCGCAAAAAUAACAAAUGUAACAAAAUUCUAUAUAGACUUAGAAAUAGGAGAAACCAAGAAGGGCCCCGAAACGUCCGCAAAUAUCGCUAAAGUAACAAGGAUUUUUCUUGCUAGCUGAAAACAUCCAUGACAAAUAUCCCUUGUUACUUUCGGCAAUCCCUGUUUAACAAACUAUGGGUAUUGCACUGCAACAUUUAUGUAUAAUGCGAGGAUCUUAUGACCCGUUUUCUUUUCCCCCCAAUCUGCCAUUCUUGAUAUUUUGGAAGGAUCGUUAUGGUGGGUUCUUAGCCAUGAAAAGUUCUGCUACCACCCCCUUUUAUUGCUUAAAAUUUGCCCCCUUCUGUGAGCGACACUCCUUUCUAUGCAUUGUAGCUGUAUGUUGAUGGAAGAACGAAGCAUACACAGAUUCAUAUUACAGUAUUUUGCUACUGUCAGUAAUUAUAAAUGGUGUCACGUUUGUAACUGAUGAUUUCAUUUUCGCGAAAAUGGAACGCAUUACAAAACUGGACAACAACGUAUUCCUGUUGAGAUAACCAUUAGUAUUGGGCAAAAACAGUGAUGCGCGGGUGUUCUUGGCUCCUUUCUUGCCCGUCAACAAUUCUUGCCUAUUCUUGUUACUCUAGCCAGUUUGUGGCAUUUUGCCAUAUUUCGAGGCUCUCCUUGCCCUUUUCUCUUUCUAAGUGUAGAAUUUUGUGAAAUUUGUUAUUCUUGUUAUUUUUGCCAUAUUUGUUGCCCAAUCUUUUCACAUAGCAUGAAAAAUUCUUGUUAGUUUUGCGAUUUUUGCGAAAUUUGCGGACAUCUCAAAGCCCUUCUUGACCUUUUCUCUUCCUAAGUGUAGCAUUUUGUGAAAUUUGUUAUUCUUGCUAUUUUUGCCAUAUUUGUUGCUCCAUCUUUUCACGUAGCAGGAAAAAUUCUUGUUACUUUUGCGAUUUUUUCAAAAUUUGCGGACUUCUCGAAGCCCUUCUUGACCUUUUCUCUUUCUAAGUGUAGAAUUUUGUGAAAUUCCGAAUUUCAGGUACUGAAUUCUCGAUUCUAUCUUAGUAAAACUUGGACUCCGCAUCUCAAUUGUCAGCGGGAUUCCGGAUUUCAAAGCCCAGGAUUCCAGAUUUCACAGUCAAACUUUCUCAGAUUCCGGAAUCCAAUUUACCUUAUAUGAGGCUAUAUACACUGCUUUGCAACAACAUACAGUUUUACAAUAAUAACAAUAAAUCUAGAAAUUCUCGAGCGCUCAUUACUCGGAAGUUACUUUCUAAAACUAUAUUUAGACUGAAAGCAUGAGGAAAAUAAAAUUUCUUCGGUUCGUGAAUAAAUUUGUCAAAACCUCCGCUUUCGUCUCCUGGCCUAUUGCGACCAGUUGAAAGUGUUAAGAUGGAAUCCAUUAAGAAAUUGAAUAAUUUUAAGUUUCAGAGGGCUCCAAUAAGAACCUUUUCUUCGGAGUUAUUUCAUACAACUUAUUACAUUUAUGGCCCUCGAAAAGUGUGAAAAAGAAUGCAAUAUGCUUGAAAUUAUUCUGGUAAAAGGUUUCUGUCCACUGAAAAUUAAAAUUUCUCAAUUUCCUGAUGGAUUUUGUCUUAAAGUAAACAAAAAACAAUUUUGAGAAAUGAAACUGAAUGAAAUCUGUUUAAGUUGUUCUAUUAAAUUCGUCUUUACUUUUUAGGUCGUUCGCUGAUUAAAAUUUGUUAAUGGUCAUAACGCACGAUUUCAUGCUUUUUUAUAAAACGACUUCUUUCCACAUCUAGUGACCAUCAUUUUGAAAACUUUGCAGUGAGAGUGAUUUUUUUUCUUUAACUUAUAUUGGCAUCACCUUUUCUUUGAAAACCUUUUUGGACCAUUUAUUUAUUUACUCAUGUAAAUUGCUUUCAACGUUUGCUUCUUCAAUUCUCUUGCUGAAAUCGUUGAUUUUGUCAUUCACACAAGAAUUCUCUAUACUGCAUCAGGCAGUAAGACGUUUGCAACUGCAGUAUAUUUAUUUUUCUUCUUCUCUCUGCAGCCAGCGUUAUUCAUUCACAUCGAUAUCACACACAUAUACUUCAAUUACACCCGCCACGAACCUUAGGAAAUAAAUAGCGCAACUUAAUUUUUUGUCGUGGUUUUUCUCACUAUAACUGAGAACAUUUGAAAUGAAAACUAACACAAUCUACGAACCAAGGUGUAAUUUAGUAAAUUAGGCUUUCUGGAGAAAUAUUCAACUAAUAUGUCUUUUUAAUUUCUCAUUUAAAUGUGUAUAUGUUAGACUAUAGGAACCAUUUUAUGGAGCCACAACCAUAUUUGGUACGGUACUUAAUUAUUUUAUUUUCCUUUCAACAUGGUUUCCAUAACGACAGCUGGCAAAGUCAACAUAAAGGCAUGACAAGACAAUAACUUAAUUGCCAUCUGGGUGAUACGGAAGGCAAGUACUGGCGAAGACUGGGCUACUUAACAGUUGGCUUUGUUAUUAACACCUCGAAUCAAUUAAUCGAGGAAAGAAGGAAAUUUCUAACCUUCCUAGGUUCAAUGAUGAAUCCACGUACGAAAAAAUCUGAGCUGAAUCUAUCCUUCCUUGACGAUGAAACUGCAAAUGGAACAAUAAUCAUUGGGCUUGUUUUGAGUGAGUAUGACGCAAUAAUUUUACACUGAGUAGUUUUUGGUUACUUCUACCCAUGAAUUACCAAUACGACACUUCUUCAAAAAAGCGUAGCGAACUUUAUUCUUUUCUUUUGCUUCCUUUUGCAUGGCAUUUAUAAUAAAAAGUAUUUCUUACGCACGCUUUUUUAAUUAAUAUUUUAUUUUCCAACAUUCUUGACUUGAAAUUAAAGAAAGUUUCAAAUUACUGGAGGAAUUAUGAAACAGCGAAGCAAAAUAGUACUAAACCCAGUGUCCUUCAAGAUAAGAGUGGUUUGUAACACCCCGCUGUUGACUAUGUCAUUGAUAAGAAUCGUUUUGGAGGCAGUUAAAAGGUUAUUUUCAUUCUGACAUUCAUACGUGCUAGCGCCGAAAUUUUCAAACUAACCUGCCGAGACGACGCCGCUAAUUGAAGAAAUACCUUCAAUCUUCUUUGGCCCUUUAGCGUCGCAUCUCUGCAUCUGAUUCCCAUGCGAAUUUUGUAACUAUCUGCACUUUCCGUCUGUAAGAUCUUACGACAAUAAUUUAUUACUGCCAAAUUAAGGACAACUGUUUUAAUUAAACCAUAUGUAUUUCUCUCAUUACAUAUACUUCGCAGUUCUUUCGUUCGGAAAUGCUGUAGAAGGUAAGUUAUGCACUCUCUUAAAAGAAAUACCCCGAAUAAGUAGAAAUACCCCCCAUCUAAGUACCGCUUUUGUGCCAGCAGGUGGCCAGAUUAAUUAACCAUAUCUACCACUCAAAAAAAAUCACCCCUACGUCAAGUUCAAUUAAAUUUUAAUUAAAAGAGUUCGAGAGUUCUAAUAUCUCGAACCGCCCAAUCUUAAAAGAAACCUGAUAUUGACCUUUUUCCUCCACAUCUUUGUUUUACAGUAUACAACCGACAACCUCUAUAUUGGUCAUUACUUUUAGUUUUAAAAAAAAAAUGGUUUUUAAAUAUAGUAGAAUUAAUAAGUUUUGGUAGUUUUAUUUGUGCAUAUUUCCAUGGCAUAAUUGUCGAGCGAAAAUUAUUUCUCAAACUUUGCAAACAGCAUAAAGACAGAAAUUAGAAAAUUUUUUUCCCGAAGCAAACAAUUAAUUUGAAUAAGAUAUUAAAAUUAAACAAACGACGCGGUCCUUUUUGUUAAUCUUAAUGCUGGCACUUCUUGUUUAAAACAUUAAAACCAAAUUGGAGACCUUACAAGGAAUUGAUGUUAAUCCUGUCUGCACGUGGCUGUUUCCAAUCGAUCAAAUUGUAACUUAAUCAACCAUUUUUUCCCUCGAAGGACUUAUAAUUGGGCACAUAAGGUAUCAGGCUUAAAACUGUUUUCUGGCUUUUGGCGUAAAUUGUUCCAUCACAACAACAACAACAAAACAACAACAACCAACAAAAAAUAAACUUGAACGUUCUAGGGAAGAAAGGCAGGUAGCUGAUUGCGAAUGCCCUUCUUCGAUCCAAGAAAUUGUCCCGAUUUGUUUUAAAAACACUUUUAAUUCAGAGACUCUUUCCUUCAGCAGCUGCUAAUUAAUUCCUUGGCCAAUGUUCUGCAAAUUUAUUGGCGGUUUCAUUGUGAACACACUGGAGGUAUAGGUUUGAAUAAAAUCUUUCACGGGCAGCUGCCUCGUACCCAAACGUCUCUUUCUUAAUGAAAAUUUGCGCGCAACGGAAGGCGGGAUCGAGAAAACGGGCGCGACACCUUCCCAUAGUCCCUUACGCUUCGUUACCAGUCACAAGCGUUUCGCGCUCGCCUCUGUGCAGUGCGAAAAACGAAGCGCCUGAGGAAGAGGCUGCUCGGAUAGAUACAGCACAAAGAUUGGCUCCAAAACAAAACAAAAAAACAAAAAAGCCCCGUGUUAAAUUUGAAUGUUAAUAAAACGGGGAACGAGCACUGGGGAACGGGAAAAAUGAAAAAUUGGAACGCUAACAUUUCAUUUCCAAUUUUAUUUUUGCUCCCAUUCUUCACUUUCCCGUUCCUCGUUCUCGUUCCCGCUCACCGUUCUCUGUUUUAAUAACAUCCGUUAAAUUUUAUUCGUUUUUUCUUGUUGGCAUAGCAGGGUAUUGCUCGCAAAACGCCAAGCCGUUGCAAUCCCAAGAACUUGAAAAGGGAAAUUGUUAAUCACUUGUCAAUGGAACGUCUGGUCCUUACUACGCCGUGCAAUGUCAUUUUCUUUACUACUACUACUACUACUACAAGUACAGAUGCCUGUCGAAAUGGUGUUCUCUCAUAGCUUUGUGCUUUAACGAGACUUCAGAUUGGAGGAAGCUUUGCUAUAAGAAGUUUUAUUGGUUUCGAUGGUCCAAUUUUGACAUCUCCACUGCUACAAAAGAUGUUAAUGUCUCGAACGUGACGAACAUUUAUAUUAAAAACUGCGGCAUAAAAUAUGGCUGGAAAACAUUUCGACUUGGAUUCAAAAUCAAGGCAACAGGAUAUCGAUGCGCAUCAAAAACCGCUCAGAGGGGUACGUACGCAGAAAUAAAACAUUGUUAGCAUGUGUUAUGAGGUGAUAAAAGUGAGCUUAUACUCCAGGACACUUCAAGGAAUGAAUCUCACAAACUUUAGAGUUUACAGUCAAACCUGUGUACAAAGGUCACCCUUGGGAAAUGGCAAGGUGACCGUUAUAUACAGGGUGACCGCUAUAUACAGGUCAACUUUGCAGAAAAUAUAAGGCAACUGGAAAUUUCGGGAAGUUGUACGGUGAUCGUAAUAUUCAGAGUGACCGCUAUAUACAGGGGCGUUAUAUAAAGGUGUGACUGUAUCUUCAAAAGCAUCUUGCUUCCAUCUUUUUUUUUUUGGUUGAUUUUUUUCUGUAGGUAUCGACGAAAACAACAAACAUUCCAACUUUGAAUGGAGGGGACAGGGGAGGGUGUUGUGGGAGGGGUGUGUCUCAACAAUUUUGUCGCCGAUUGUUGGUUUCAAAUAAACUUGUAAUUAGCGCCUCGGUCGCGAUUCGGUUACCGAGGAAUAGCACUCCAGCCCGGGGUGGAGGGGUAGUCCGGGGGGUAGGGGAAGGUAACUCUACUGUUUUCCACCUAAGUUUCUUGACCCACUCCGCCUGCUAGUAUGACGUCACAUAGUAACGGGCAAGAGCCACGGGUCGGUUGUGCAAAUUAGCAAGGGAUACGACAGUUGUGUGGACGAGCGAGGUCGAGGAAAAGCUAAGAAGCUAGCAAAUGUCGCUAUAUAUCGCUAAUUUGAUCGAAUGUGUGUGAGCUUUGGUGUUGCUAUAAUCUGCUUGGGUAAACCGGUUUGAUAUUUUGUGUCCGUUAAUUUGCUUUGCAGACCGCUUUGCGAGAUCGCCAUCUAUUUCACGGGACCGGCAAGGUCAUCAAAACUUAAAUUUUUUUCUUCUCUAAAAUAGGCAAGGUCUAGUCUCCAGAAUAGAAGGUUCUAUUCACAGAUCACGCAUGUCUAUAUUUCAUCUAUUCUUUUGCUAAUUAAAUGGGCCUAACUUCACAUCAUCAUUGGUAAAGCUAGUUCGAUCGAUUAUCUACAUCGAGUCGGUCCGUUGAACCCGAAAUAGUGCGAAAUAGCUUUGAAAUACGCCUUUAUAAUAAGCUAAUUUUCCUCAAAUGUGUAUUUGAGUUUAUGAUAAAUACAGCUCCACCAGCUUCAAACAGCGUCUAUGGCAGAGAAAAACUGUUUUGAUAUGACAAAAUGUGUGUCGCUGUGGUGCAGUGGUCAAAGAGAUACUUGCACGUGCAGAUAAACCGCGUUCGAGUCCCGUCAACGCUGUUUUCUGUUUCUUUGUACCCUUUUCUUUUUUCCUGUUCGGUCUCUUUUUUUAACAGUAUUUUUCCUUUUGGUAUUUUUUUCUUUAUUCUUACUGCUGACCCUCCUGGUCAAGCAUUUGGAUCAAUAUAUAUUUUAAGCUUAAGUCCGGAAUUUUAUUUUGGCUAAGGGAUUUCAAAAGCUCUUGAUCUGCAUACUGGCCAAGCUUACGACCAGAUGAAAACCAUAGGCUGUUAAGACAUCCCUUCCCUGAAACAGCUGAAUGUUUUUUUCAAUGUUAGUUGAUAUCAUGACAAAAAGCACAUAGUACACCACAAACUGUACUCGAAUUUACACUCCUGUGGAGGGGGGUACUGCCAUAUAUGGGCUAUAUAGGUAUGUGCCGCUGUGAAGGGUAUGGUUUUCAAGCAGUUUACUCUAGGAUAGGGUAUAUAAAUCAGAGCGUUUGGGUCUAGAAUAGGGUAUUAUUUUUCAGGAAACUGAUCAGUUGGUUGAAGAUUUUAUGUAGACUAGGGAUUGUGGUAUAAGGUUUUGUUUUGGCUAGACUGUGCUAGUGACCUCAGUAGUUUCUGGUAAACAGUUACUCUAGGAUAGGGGGGAUUUGGGGAGUUUACACUAGUAUAGUGUAGCAAAAUUCAGCUGAACUAGCUCUGGUAUAGUUUCCAGGGUAUCAGGGGCACAUCCCCACCCAGAAAUUCCUAAAGUACCCCCCUCGGGUUUACACUCAACACCCACCAGUGACCCACUGGCGAAAGUUAAACUUGCCUUUUGUACAUCGUCUUCAUCAUCAAUAUCAUUACCCUAAAAUCUCCACUGCGUUUGCCACCCAAAAUAAUUAAACGAAACAUUUAAUUGGCUUUUGGGAUUUAAUUAAAGAAUUACAGGUAUAUGCCCAAUACAAUAUUAAAAUGCGGUAAAGCGACACGAUUCAAUGCUCACAGUCGUUCACAAAUACCUUUCAUUCAGCUUCCUCUUUCAACGCUACAGCUAAGCGAACUUUGAGAGGAAUGAUAUGGGGUUCCGCUAGAUCUGAAGAGCUGAAAAUACGCACAAUGUAAAGUAUAAUACAUCCUUUCAUGAACCUCCUAUUGCUGUGUCUAAAAUCCUCAACCUUGCUGUGCACUGGCCCUCAAAAGUGAGACUGGUCGGUAUGAUUGCCCGUAAAAUUUGCUCGACGAUAGAAAGGAAUCUUUAAAAUUCAUUCCACCACUGGACAUUUCAUUCCAAAAAAGUACUUAAGUCUAGUUUUUUUUUGUGACAAUAGGACAAUUGCACGAUGACGAUAUUUGACUACAACUACCAGAAUUCAUUUCGAUUUUGCUUUGUUAUUUAAAUUUGUCAAUCCCCUGAGGAUUAAAGAACAAUAGCCUUAAUUUGCACAAGAAAACAACAAACUCAAGGAUUCUGGUAGUUGUAGUAUAAUCACGUCAUCGUGCAAUUGUCUAAUAGUAACCUUAAAAUCUCCAAAACCAAGAAAUCGGAACAGUAUUUCCGUGAUAAAAUUGAAAUUUUUGUCCGUAUCUUCGAUGAACACUUUGCUCGCCUUUGAAAGUCACUGACGAGAGACGUGACGUCAUACUGGCAGGCGGACUGCACCACAGAUUUCCUUGGAGACACCUUCCCCUCACCCGCUGGGGUAAUCAAAAAAGUAUCAAACGGGGAGGCUCCUCCCAGAAGUCCAACCCAUUACCCUUUUGUAUACCUUUUUAGACAGGAAAGGUAGCACUUUCGUAUACAUUCUAUUGACAAAUGGCACACCUUUCUCAUACCUAGAACUUUGCAUCUGUUUUAACUGCUGUAAAUGCACUCAGUCUCUUCUAAACAUGAAAAAAUCAGAAAACCAUAACGCUUUCUCGACUUUUUCACAGUUAUCAAAUGCAUUGUUAGCCAUUUUGCGGGACCUUUUUAUAGAUCACAAUAAGUUACCUACCCUUGCUUUCACAUACCUCAAUCAAUAAAUUCCCUAGCCUUUCAUAUACCUGAAGCCUGAAAAGCACCCUUUUCGGGCGAAGUUUCCCUUUAUAGGCCAUUGUAGGAUAGGAAGUAAUCUCCCCGUAAUCUCCCUGGGGGCUUCGAGAUAUUCCCCUUAUCUAUUAAAGAUUUACUUUCAGUUUUGUCUUUUAUGUAGGCUUACCAUGUUCAGGGCAAUAUUUUGGUUCUCUUAGCAAAGACGCAAGGUGCGCUAAACUUAAAAAUGGUACAAACGGCACCUGGUUGAUGUUCGACUUAACAGUGGAAGAUUGGUGUGAAUCAUUUUUAACGUGUUUCCAGUCCCCGGUACCCAAAAGAAGAUGUUUGAAAGACUUUGAUUUCUAUAAGCGCCUCUUCGUAUGGCCACCAAGACAACAGGCGUUUACAUUUGAAAUAGGCACUUAUUUAUCUGCUACAAGAAUACAGGCCAAUUAUUGUCCAUACCGUUAUUACAGUUUCAGUGUUAACAUUACCCAUUGUGACUCUGGUGGGAGGUACAACGGAAGUGGUAUGUAUCUGAUUUUUGGGUAUGAUUUUUUAAAUAAAAAUCUUGUGUUGUUCCGUGUUGUUGGGAGUUAUCGGGCAAAGUUUGAAACCGUCAAACUUUUGAGCCAACGACUCCCAACAUUCUGUUCCGAAGAGUCGUGCAACAGUGUUGGAUCCGUUUCUACAACUCUUCAGACAUUGCUGGGACCACUCACGCGCAUUACACAUGUUUACAAAGUCUUAUGGGUUGUAUUCUUUCCACGAUGCACUGCAGGUCCCAAUAUUGUUUGGAGUUGUUGCAUCUGUUUCCUAACCACUGCCAACACGGACGCAACAACUCUUAACAUUGUUGGCCCCACAAUGUUAGGGUUUGUUGCAUCCUUUUGCACGGAGCUUUAGACUCCAACUUUUGUAAGUGAUUAGAACUGUAGCACUAAUUUCCGUCAGUCGAAUCUGGUCAAAACAAAGAUGAACAGAUCUGCAACAGUUUUUGUCGAGUCAUAGCUCCUUUUCUUCAUACGAGCCUACUUAUUUUUUAAUACUCAGUACGCUUUUUUCAAUAAAACGCGUUUCGUAAGUGGAAAUUGAAUAUUCAUUUAAAUAUAACAGCUUUAUUUCGUCAUUAAGAUGUCACCUCAGUUUUUCUCAUUUUUAGAGGUGAAGGAACCAGAUAUGGACGACGAGACUGAGUACGACUUAUUCAAAGAGGUACCAAAACUAAUUUAAUGUUCUAUUUUAGUAAAGAUUAUUCUAACGUCUUUCACUGUUGAAAAGCUGUGAAUGUGUUCUAUUACCGGCCUUUCUCUAAGAUUCCAUGCUAUCACAGUGAAAUUUUCCUCCAAAUAUUGUAAAAAUACGUCACAAUUUUACAACAUGCUUUGCAGCUCGCACUCCUAUGCCUGACGUCAUUCUGCCAGAGUUUUGCGCAAACAGUCCGGGCCACAACCAGAUCUGGAUAUAUGAUGACGUCACCUACAUUUGCAAAAUGGCGCCCACGCCGAGAAACACGAGGGAAGGUCACUCCUUGGCUCUUUGCUGCGCCUAGAAGUGUCCUUUCCCAAUACUACUUUGAGAGCUGUGACUUUAGACAAUGAGCAAUCAGGGGUGUGAAGAAAAAAUGCCGUCCGAUGAACGUUUGUGCGUUCUUGGGAGGUAAAACGACCGAACACGAGAGUUUUUCAGCUCAAAGAAAUGCCCGACAAGGAGCAAAACAUCGAAAAAAGGAGGUGAGUGUCAUUUUUUGGACCGUUGGAAUAAAUGUUUUUGAAAUCUGCAAAAAAUUUGCUUGUUGAUAGUGGUCUGUUUGGCGUAGUGCAAAGCAGUUUCACAUAGUGCUGUGCUUUUAAAGAUGCAAAAGUCAGUUGCGCAGUUAAAUGACUGCCUUGUCACGAGUUCAGAAAAGUGAAAACAACAAGAAUAGCCCCAAGCGAGCCCACAUUGUAGGAGGCAAUACGAUAGCUUUGAAUACAAAAAUAUUGACUGAAAUGAUGAUGGUUGAUUAAUCACUGUCAUGAGACAGUAUGCAGCAGUGCAAACCAAUUUAAUUUCCCACUUACAUAAUUUUCGAUUACUGAAUUAAAAUGUCAAUGCUGACAAUAUAAUAAGAGCAUUGGUCAUCCCUGGAUAACCCUUUCAUUUCAAUGAAAUAAAUGUACACAGAUUGAGGUACAAAAAAAUGCCUGUAUUUUCUAUUGCUCAUAUAUUUUUUUAAUUUAUUAUUUAUUUGUUACUUUACUUUGCCUUAGGUUAUGACAUGCAAGGUGGAAAAUGUGAAGAAUGGCUGAAAAUACACUUUAAACAGGACACCAAAUGAUCGAUCUUACAAAACUGUUCCAUAUUUCAUAACUACAGUCAAACCCCAUUGACAUGGACACUGAAGGGGCCAUAGUAAGUGUCUAUAUAACGGAGGUGUCCAUAUCAAGCAGGUCCUGUUAUAAAAGUCAAAAAUACAAUUUUUUUAUGGAAAUACUACAGCAUCACACCUAACAUCUUUAAACAUCACUAAGCUCUUAUUCUGCAGACUGUGUCCAUGAAAACACACGGAAGUCUCGAGAAAAUCGAUCAAAAAUUAUGUAAAAUUUACCAACUCGAUUGAUGUCAAAAUGGUCUAUUAUUGUUGUGCACAAUUCAUUCAUUUUGGUGUACUAUGAUGCUGGGAACAUGGGCAUGACGUCAAUUAAGUGAAACGUUUUUUUACCCUACAAAAAAAAAGGUUGACUACAGCACGCAAUGGAUUAUAAAGUGUGCGGAUUAACGAGGUUGACUUUAUAUGAGAAUCUGUUCAUAGAGGAAGAAAAAAACGUCCAUUAUCCACUUUAACAGGUCAGUCUGUAUUAAGUGGGUUGAAUAAAGAGAAAAAUUAAGGGUUUUCCCCAGUGACCAAGGAAACUUCCCAUAAUAACAGGGAGUCCACAUUAAGCUGGUGUCCAUAAAGAGGGGUUUGACUGUAUGAUACAGGACCCAGGUGCCCAGUAGGUUUUUCAGUGUGUAUGUAUUCUACCUACAGUGACAGGAUAUUACUAUAAUGGCAUAGUUUUUACACUAAAUCAACAAAACUCAGAAACCCAGGCAUUGUUUAAUUUGGGAUACAAGACAGCCUUUAUUAAUCAUAACAAAAUACAAUACAUGGUAAAUAACUAAAAGGUAACAUUUAGUAUAAAAAUAAAGUGCUCCAACAAAUAAGAAAGACCAAACCAAAAAAGAGUUAAAACAACCUCAAUCAAAUAAUAAAAGUGAUCACACUGUCCGUGAACAGAACAAAAUAAAAUCCUACAGGGAGGAAGGGAGGGAAAUGAUUGCUAGUGCAAUAAAAGUGAAUGUUGCCACUGCAAUGCCAAGUGAGAAUGUGACUAAACUAGAAUUGUAUCCGUCUGUAACCCAUAUUACAGUCGUGGUAUUCCUAUCUACCGUAAAACUACUAUAUCCUAGGUAAUAGAGACAUGGCAUUAUGAAAUCUCCCAUGCCAAAAAAACUACUGUGAUGCUGUACUAGCCCUGCAUCCUAAUGUGACUCCUUCCUUUGAGAUUUAGAACCGCAUCAGUCGUCUCAACUGAUGCACCCCCUUAAUAACAAUAAUUUAAAGGAACAAUUAAAAAAAAAAAUAAAUAAAUAAAAAAAAAAAAAUAUAUAUAUAUAUAUAUACAAUAUUUUCUUGUCUUGUGAAAAACCAUUCUAUUAAAUAUUUUGACACAAACAAUUAAUAGUAAAGUCUGCACAUCUACUUCAUUUGUCAAAGCUGUUUUUCAAAAUACAAAUGUCAAAUUAUGUUUACGUCCUCUCAGUGACUAUUUAACAGCUAUUAGAACACGAAUACGUCCACUUGCAUUAUUGCAUUAUUUUCAUCCGCAAUGGGGUUUUGCAAUUUGCAGUAGGCAAAGACAGAAGUUCGUUAAUGACUGCUUACGACUCUUCGCGUGCAAUUUCUGCAAAUUUUAUUUAUUUCUUUGACCUUCGCAUAUUUCCAACAUGUGUGACGAUUCAAUAUACUGGAAAUUUACAUACAGCAACAGAAUAAUUAGCAUUAAGAUUAUCAUUAUCAAUCCUUCGAUCGAAAUUAGAUUCUAGCGCGUAUGGUAUUGCGCCCGAAGUAGAAUAGAACAGACUUCUCCAGGUCGAAGCUGUGCUCGCAUAAAUUACUCCAAACAGGACUUCUUAAAACCUUUUCACUUAAAAUGUAUUGCGGUAUUCAAAUUCCCUAUUCUUCCAAUUCGAUCGGAGUCGUCGAGUUGUUUCUGGUCUCUUGAAAUAUUAUCAGGAAUCCACGGGUGUUUACAGAAAGCGUUCUCGAUCAUUAACAUCUCGAUAUUCGUAAAUCGAACGCUAUGACGCAUAAAAUAAUCUCGAUUAAUCGGCCCCGUAUUGCUGUUACUUUUCUUCAAGGUACAUUCCACCCAAAGCUAUGCCGUCGAAGCUUCCCUGUUCGACAUUUCUGUCGAGCUUAGUCCUUUCGCGGUCAAGUCAAUAUUUUGGUUGAGCUCCGAGCCAAUCAGGUUGCAGGAAAUUACAUAUCCAGAUCUGGUUGUGGCCCGGACUGGCAAACGCAAGUUGCUAGGUGUUUAGAGAUCAGACAAUUUGGAUGUCCCGCUAUUCCGGCCACUAAGUUGCGUAACUCUGUUGGAAAAUGGUGUCACCAAAAAUGUCAAACAUACUUUUCCAGCUAGGACAUUUUUGGCACAAUUGUUAGCGGAGCUCCCGCGCGCGCUUCGCGCGCGCGUAGCGGAGCACCAUGGGUAAGAAAAUUUGGUAAACUAUCCAUCUCAGAAAAUUUGGUUAUGACGUAGCGUACGUCCGUCCGUACGGACUUUCCGGGUAGUGGAAAGUAGUCCGCAUGGACUCUUGGGGUAGGGGAAAGUAGAGAUUUUUUGGCGGGAAAUCGCAUGGCGCAACGCGUUAACGUCGCGCAAUUAUAUCGCACAACUGGUUUUGAAAAAAAGAAAGCAAGUAGAAAGAGUCAGAGCGAGAAGAAGGAGAGAAAAUUAUAGUGAAAAACGCCGGCAAGCAGAACGAGACAGAGCUAGAAUGAACAGACAAAGGCAACGCGAAAGAGAAAUACAAAGGCAAAGAGAACGGCAGCAAAAUAAUGACAUGAUGACAGAAAGUGUUGUGUUAAUGUCACUAUGGCCCCGCGCUAUUAACAUUUUGAUUUCAAACUGAUCUCGGACUCGAAAAUUCAGCCAGUAAUUUAAAAAUACAAGCAGGGAAGGAGGGAAGACAGAGGCUUUUCACUUUUCUCACCAUAGUCACGCGUUGAUCACGCUCUACGACCGUCCAAUUUUUAUGCUCUGAUUGGUCAAAAUUUGACAGGUGAGUUCAUGCAGAAACUGAUUUAUACAGCAUCUUCAUCCUUGUUUACUUUCAGUUUGACAGCUGAAGCUGACAGAGUAUUUUGUCAACUUGUAAUGUUUUUUACUGUCUUUUUCCACUGGAUGCUUAAAAUGAAAUACAGCUGGUAUCAACAGUCUUCUUUGAUUCAUGGCUGGUUUGUUUAUUGAAUUUUUGGUCGGGAAAUGCGCCGGUUGCCAAAGUUGGAAAUCCGAUUUCGGAUGCAUCGCUUUCGUUUUUACCUUGCUGGAUGGGCCGUUGACAAAACCCGGAUCGGACUGCUCGGAUCGGAUCGGAUCGGAUUACGGAUCGGAUCGGACUGGCAAUUCGCCUUAAAUUCCCGCCAAAAAUGGUCACGUGACAUCCCCCGGAAUGAAGAUGGCGGAGAGAAAAGUAUGUAUACAAUCUUCUGUAACUAAUUUAGUGUUUCUUUUCUUUUUUUUUAUUGUAAAGUGAUCUCGUUAUUUUCUGAGCCUACUUGAACGGUUUCCUUUUCAGAGGAGGCAAUUGAAACGUCAAAAAUGAAGAGCAAAGGUACGAUAUUAAAAUUGUUUAUUACAAAUACUGUGAAACGAGAUUCUUCGAUUGUUCGCUUCUGUGUUUUCUGCAACAUAUCCGGCCCUUUAGGUGUCACUUGUGCAUCAGCAGAAAUUAGCAUGUGCAUUUAAACACGUUUCCUUUCAAGGUUAUUUGCUGCAGAAACGCACAUAAAUUCUACGUUCAACACAGCCCGGCCCACUACUAGCUACCGGUCCUUCGAGAACUGCUGUUGGCAUACAUCUUCUUGUCACUGAUUUGUAUUACAGACAGACACGGAUUACAUGUUUAGAAGUAAACUCAUCUGAAAGCUGAAACCUCCAUUUCGUGACUGAAUAGAAGUUUACUAGAUGAAAAUGUCCGAGCCACCUGUGUCAUUGUUAAAGCAGCUUUUGUCAAAAUAAUUCUUCUGCACCAAAAGUGAAGAUACUAGUCCGAUCCGAAAUCCGAUCCGAUCCGAUCCGGAGUCCGAUCCGAUCCGAUCCGGAGUCCGAUCCGAUCCGAUCCGAGCAAUCCGAUCCGGGUUUUGUUAACGGCCUGCUGGAUGCGGGUUGAAAAGUCCCUCAAGCGAUUCUGGCCUUACUUUAUAGCUUUCAAGAGCUGCAUCUCGAAUGGUAAGCCUAAGUAAUUAUUGUAUACAGUGUAUGUUUGUUUUUUUAUAUCUAAUUUCAUGAAGUCGAGCGCAGCUAAUGAGGCUAAUUUAUGCACGUUUGUAUAAAGACCUGAGACAAUGAUCUGAUCUACUAUAUAUAAGCUUACAGAACUUUAAAAAGCCUUUAGUCGAUAUUUUCUCUCCGCAUAUAGAACGAAAAAACGUUCCGAAGAGUAUUUAGUUAUAAUUUUGGCUGUAGAAAGAAAGCUUUGAGCGAUUUUCUUGCCUCGAGUUCAUCUUUGAAAACAGUAAACAUCAGGAAGCCGGCUAAAAGCUUUAAGGAUUUUUAGAGACGCUUUAAUACUUGUCUCCGUGAAUGAAAAUUGUUGACUCUGUAAAUGUUUCACCGAAUUACAUUUCUUUUAUUGAUUGUUAGUAGUCUCGUACAAUUUCAAUCGCUUUGCCGUUUGUUUUCAGUCGUUCAUAAACAACGCUUGCAGGAGUACUCAAAAUGCUGCUCGUAUCAAACGCUUUUUAAGAUUACACAUCGUUAUAAAACCAUUUAAUAAAAAAAAUAAACACAAUAAAUUCUUUAUUAUGUUGAAGCGCGUAACUCUUUUAAUGUUCACUGAAAAUUUGGCGCUUGUCAAAAGUGAGAACCGGCUGGCCGUAUAGGUGAUUUUGGAAAUUUUUGGAACGGUUUUGCUAAAAGCCCACGCGUGCUUCGUACGGUUCUGAAGAUUGAAUGAGUGCAAUUUGUCUUGAAAAAUUGUGAAAUACUGCAUUUUGUGUGAGGUCUAUAUGAUAAAAACAACGCCUCAUAUUACUGUUUCAGAUGUGAUGUAUAAAAAGUAUGAAAUGUUGGUUUACACGCUCCCAGAGUUGUUGCCAAGAUUUUGUUAAGUAAACUUGUCGAACGCAAAAAAUUCGGCCUGAUUUGUUUUCCAAAAAUUCGUUUUCCAGGCCUAAUCUACAGUGAUCAAGAGCCAUUAUGGCUCUAAAAUGUGAUCGAAGAUAAUUGCUAUUUUUUGGGUGUAUAUAUACGGCUAUCAAUUCGAUGUAAGAUUUUUUUUUUUCACUCUAAAAUCACUUAGCCUUAGCUUUCCCUUAAAGUUAACUGAUUUGUGGAUUACAAGUUUAUUGUUUGAUUUAAAUUAUAAAUCUAUUAAUGGGAGCUUCGCUUUUAGCCCUGGCUAAAUCUAUAUAUUAUUUAAGAUCUGUGCUAGGUCGGACCUCAAUCAUUUUAGAAGACGUGUGUAUUUGUAGUGAUUGUUAAUUUUUUUAUCCUUACUUUUACGUAGAAAAGACUACAAUCACUUUAUUUAAUAAUAUCUGACUCAGUUUAAACAACACUAAGGGCACUGCAUCUGACAACUGUGAAAAUUAGCUUUGAAAUGUUUAGCGGUUUUUGCGAAGAUUUGAAUGUUUCCUCCAAUUGUUACUUUAAUUUUUAGCCAUGUAUUUCCUAUUAAUACGGCCGUUUGCUUUUACUUUCCUAGAUGAGAAAUGCAUUCAAUAAACUUGACUUUCAAAAGAAUGACUCUUUGCAGGUAAUUGAAAAUUAUUGUAUAAUAAUUUUAUUUCUUUUUCCAUAUGGUAUUUUUGUAAGUCUAUUACUCAGAAAGCAUGAGUACUUUAGAGUGUCAUCUGAUCAGAUAGAUGUGAUUAGAGAGGGUCUGGACUUACCCUUUCCGUAAUCUACCACCUAGAGACGUUCUGAAAAGACUAACCCUGAUAAUGAUAUCUUUCCGAAGACUGUAUCCUUGGCUUUUUUCGCGAUUCCUUUUCUUAGGAAGCUGUUAAGGUUUUCGAUGAUAAAAUGGAAGAAUACGCCAAUCGUACAUCAGUUGACGGUAGAAGUCUGAAUAAAACAGUGGAACAAAAGAUGGAGGAAGUGCUGACGGCUACUCUCCUUUUCGAGGAAUUUGCAUUAAAAUUUGGUCAGUAUCACCUCGUCAACAAUACAGCACAUCUCUCGGUGAACAGCCAAAAUAUAGGUAAGUAUUUAGUAUCGAUCAUUCCCCCCUGACAUUACGGAAAAAUGUUGGUGUACAAAACAGUGAAAUAGCGGCCAUGUUGGUGUAACAGGAUAAUCCUUUGGGGGUCAAACUCUCUUCUCAAGUAGAAACUUUUAAUAACUUUGUUCCAAGAUAUUUGCAUAGCUACUGACUACCUGAGUGAAUACGGUCAACAUUUCAAAUGUUCUGUGACUUCUAAAAACUCUUAAAAACUUACAUUUUGUUGUCUUGCCAUUUACAAGUUACACCCCAAAAGCAUGUUCAUGUAUAGUGAAGAAGAUUAAUUAAUGGAUUGAACUAGGCCAUCACAGUAAGGGAAACUAGAAUAUGAAACCAUCGGUAAUAUUUUGAUAAAAACAUUUAUGAAAAAUUCUCAUCGACGAAGAGGAAAUGCAAUUCUUAGUAUACAAGUCACUCUACAAAAACGUUAACUCGAGCUUGCUUGGAGAUUAGAUAAGAAAUAGGAGGCGAUUGGUUUUUAAGGAGUCUGUGUGCCAGCAUGGAACCAUGUGGGGAAGGAGAAAAAACUCAGUGCUACCUAGCCAGGUUACAUUGACUUGUAGAGAGAUGUAAGAAAUACCUCAUCAUGUAAACUUUAUAAGGUGUCUAAGGGCUUUUAGACCAAUAGAUCUUCUAUAAACCCACUAUUCAAGGGUAGAAGAAAUGCGUGAAGACACAAGGAACGGUUGCAAUCGACGGAGAAUGGGCUUAGGCUCACUUGUGGGAGUUCUGGGAAAAUUUCGGCUAUUGAACCGCCAAUGUGAGCCAGCGAAAAAAUUUCGGGGCAAGAAAAAAAACGGGCCCUUUACAGUCUUAAUUCACGGGAGGACUUCCAUAUGAAAAGUGGAGGGGCUUAAGCGUUCGUUUCAUUUACGUCAUAAAUUAAAGAUUUUAGUGCUCCAUUUUUGGUGCUCAGGAAUAAACUCUUAACAUUUGCACUCGAAUCGCUUUUACUCCCCAAGGGGAGACUCCCGAGCUAAACUGACGUGGAUGACGAUCAAAAGGGGGAAAUAAAAACCCAUAAAAGUCCCAACGAAACCCAAAGAAAUCCCUCGACCAAAAUUAAACUCAAAAGAGUAACAUGCCAAAAGGCCUAGCUUUUUUUUUUUUAAAAAAAGAAAUUGGAUGAAUACAGAUUUCAGAUGUCCAAUGUCCAUUGGUCAAACGUCAGACAUCAAACAGCAGACAUCGGAGAUCGGACAUCAGAUAUCGGACAACGCACCAAUGUCCGAUGUCUGAUGUUUGAUGUCCAAUGUCCGAUGUCUGAUGUCUGAUCUCCGAUGUUUGAUGUCCGAUGUCUGAUUUCUGAGGUCCGAUGUCUGAUAUCUGAUGCUGAUGCCCGAUAUCUAAGGUCCGAUGUCCGAUUUCUGACGUCUGAUGUCCGAUAUCCGCUGUCCGAUGUCCGAUGUCCGAUGUCCGAUGUUCUUGUAGGAGAACCACUAAUCUGAAGGAAUUUAGGCGUUUUCAUUUUUGCCCAUAGUUUCAUGAAUUAGACGUUUACUAACCACCAGUUUGUGUUUUCAUGCUAACAUGUUUUUUAUGUUUGAUGUUGUACGUGUAAUUCAUUGGAGAUACUAGCCUUUAGGCUACCCUAAAAUCCGAAGUUAAAUAAAGUUUCGUAUGUAUGUAUGUAUUUCUGAUGUCCGAUAUUUGAUGUCCGAUGUCUGAUGCCUGAAGUCUCGUGUGUAAUGUCCGAUGUCUGACGUCUGAUGUCCGGUGUGUUACGUGCACACAUAGUGUCCGAAGUCCAAUGUCUGAUGUCUGAUGUCCGAUGUCUGAUGUCCGGUGUCCGACGUCUGAUGUCUGAGGUCCGAUAUCUUAUGUCUGAUGUCUGAUGUCUAAUGUCCGAUGUCUAACGUCUGAUGUUCGGUGUGCAAUGUCCGAUGUCCGAUUUUAGAUGACCGAUGUCUGAUGUCUAAUGUGCGAUAUUUGAUGUCCGAUGUCUGAUGUCCGGUGUGCUGUAUGCGAUGUCCGAUGUGUUAUGUCCAAUGUCCGAUGGCCGAUGUCUGAUGUCUGAGGUCCGAUGUGUGAUGUCUGAUGCCUGAUGUCCAAUGUCCCAUUUCUGACGUCUUAUGUCCGGUGUGCAAUAUCGGAUGUCCGAUGUGUGACGUCUGACGUCCCGUGUACGAUGGCCGAUGUCUGAUAUCUGAUGUCUGAUGCCUGAUGUCCAAUGUUUGAUGUCCGAUUUCUGAUGUGUGAUUUCUGAUUUCUGAUGUCUGAUGUCUGAUGUCUGAAGUCUGAUACCUGAUGUCAGAUGUCUAAGGUUUGAGGUCUGACGUCUGAUAUCCGGUGUGCUAUGUCCGAUGUCUGAUGUCUCAUUUCGAUAUCCGAUGUCCAAUGUCAGAUGUCAGAUGUCAGAUGUCAGAUGUCAGAUGUCAGAUGUCCGUAUCCGAUGUUUGAUAUCCGUUGCUCAAUGUCUGAUGUCCGAUGUCCGAUGUCUAAUGUCUGAUCUUUGAUGCCCGAUUUCCGAAGUCCUCUUCGGCCUUAUAGAGAGUCCCUAGUUUUAUUAUGCUGACUGGAAAACCAAGGACCAACAGGAGGUGUCUGUCUUGGUGUGGUGUCCGUUAGAAAUGGCCUUAGGAGUAAAAGGGACUUGGAGGGCAGGUGCCCAUGCACCAACUUUUUUGGGGGGAGAAUUCCUAAAGACCCCUACAGAAGAAUGAGCAUCCCAUCCAAUAGAGUCGAGUACGGCACCAGUACAGUCUAGUCCAUUAAAUCAUUGCGUAGUGAAAAUUAUUAGCUGUGCAUAAUUCCUUUAUAAUUGGGACUGAAGAUAUGAGCCUUUGCACGGGAACUUGACAUGUAAAAUCUGCGGAGAGGACAUUAAACUGACUUAUGUGGCUGCAGAAAAGCGGAAAGGCCUGGACGACUUCCAGAGCCAAUGCCCUCUCGCCACAUCACCUAUCAUGCUCAUCACGAGACUCGUAAGCAUUCAAUGAAAGUUUACCACACUCAACCAACGAACCCAGCAAAGUAAUCAAUGCUUUCAAGCGAUAGAAUUCGUGGACCUACCCGUUCCGGAAAAACUUGUCGACAUUCUUUGCAUUAAUCUUUCCAACGGUUUCUUCACAGAAUAUGCAUAGCCCUCUGGAAAAUGUUGUCCGUCACGUCGCGAUGCCUUUAAUUCACAGUUUCAACGGUCUCCGCUAGGAACGCAAGGGUCUAUGACCCCGGUCCUGUUUGUGAACUAAAUACGAAGAAAAUAAAACGGCUUGCAGAUUACCACUCUUGCUGCUACGUAAGCUCGGGUAACUAUCACAGAGAAGAAGAAAAAAUAAUCCAGAGAAUCGCAAAAUGUUUUGGAUAUCCUAAGAUGUGGUAUGGUCAUGAGUGAAAAGACCAAAUGAUGUAGUCGUAGUCGUAAUUGCAGGGUUAAAACUACGGUGAAGGUUUCAAAAAAGGAGUUUAACAGCAAGAAUAAUUUCACAUGCAUAAUUCUCUGCACUUUACUAAAGUUAUUGUAUAAUAGCUUUACAGGUCAGAAAAGGAGUCUACGACAAUGGGAGCCAGUUUGAUCUCUUUGAUCCAGAGGGACAAAACUACAUCAAAAUUCCUUCAGAAGAUUUCAGUCAUAACGGUAUGCAAGCAAAUUCGUUAUCUCAGUAGUAACUAAAACAGCCGCCGUCCAUGUGAGAGAAAACGCUUCACAACCGGUUUCUACUAUAACGGCCUCUGUUUUCGUCCCGCUGGAGAUAUUUACUCUGACUUGUGCUACCCGCGGUGUUGACAUACAAAUCCCUUAAACUGAUCUUCAUACAUUUCCUUACAGAAUUAGUUCAGUUUUUAUUUAACCUUUUUUGUGAUUUUGUCCUGAUAACUUAAGGAGAAAAUUGAGAAAACAGUUUAAGUAUGUAUGAAGCCGUGCUUUUGCCGUUAUCACGUUAGUAUGGAUCGCUUUUUUUUCAGGUUCAAUUUUUCUCGGUGUCAUCUAUAAAAGACUCCAAGAACUGUUUCUCGUAAACCAAACGAAUACAAUGGUUAACAAAACAAGGUCAGUACUAGCUAGUCUAACUAGCUUUCGGAACACUCGAGAGUACAAGCAAGCUAUGUCUAGCUAGCUGCAAAAUAUUUAAUGUCGGGGUCCACUGUCGUACGUUCUUCUUGUUCUAAGACUCUUAACUGUAGGUUUCUUGAGGUCUUUAAAGAAUUGAUAUGUUUGUGCACAUUUUCUGUCCAAACUCUGUUCCAAAGUGAGGUUUUCCUUACGAAAGGACACUAUUCUCCACCCUAAUCUACAUACAAACCAGCACUAAAAUGGAAUCCGUGUUACGGAAUGGUUUUUUAGUGGGCAUAGUCUUAACCGUCACUUACACUGCUACAUUAACUUAGGGAGAGAUACCAGGUCUUAACGUUUUUCGCCUAUGGACCUACAAUAAUCUCUCUUUAUGCUAUUUAGAAAAAGUGGAUUUCUUCAGUGACUCUCAAGUGUUAUUAUUUCCUUUGCUUUUCAGCAAGAGUCUCAACACUAUGAUCAUGUCAGCAACAAUUAAUACUCAUCCCUCAACGUUGCAGGGAAACGUCACACUUGUGUUCUCGAACGUAAUGGUAAGCUUUUCCUAAACAAGAAACUUCCUAGGUUAUCUAAUUAUUCGGAUACCUGGAUAUCUACGGGAUAGUUACUGACAAUACGUACUGACAUGGCCAUUAAUUCAAUAAAUCCUUAAGCCAAUGCGUAUUUUUGCUCUGGACUUACCCUAACAAAUUCUUAGGCUCGUAUAACUCAACAAAACCCCUUUUGUUGGUACUUCAUCACAUUAAGUUCUUUAGUCAUAGAGGAAUAUCUAAUAUUUUAAAACCUCAUGCCACGUUUUGACGAGCUAAACUGAGAUGUACUGAAAAUCAUAACAGGGUUCGUUUGAUUUUAGAUUUUAGAAGGCAACAAGGAAAAGAGAGUGUGUAAUUUGGAACUUUUUGGAAGACAGGUAAAUUGAACCGCAAGUGCGAUAGCCUGCGAGCAAGCUCUCCUAUUUGGGCGAGUGAAACGAGUCUCGCGAGAACGCGCGAGCGAGCGGCGAAGCCGCGAGGGGCAGAGGAAAGGAGAGCUUGCAACCAUCCCUUACAAAUUUUUAUUUGUACUUCGCCCAGACGAAGGGAAAUACCAUUGGCUGAAAAAUGACGUUCCGGAAAACAAAGUUGAUUGAUAACAGGCCAAGCUGGCACCCGCUUCGUCUGUGUGUCAAAUUUGGUUCUCAGGGGGAUCAGAUUGGUACCGAGAACUUGUUUCAGCCCUCAAUGCAGACGGGCUCGUUUGUUGUAAUUCUCGCAAAGAGAAUAUUGCGUGCCAAGGAUAAGUCGGACCGAGUUUGUAGUUCUUGUGGAAGGAAAAUGAAAACCCUUAAUCAGUUGUAUUCAUUUGUGUCAAGCGCCUUGUUUAAUUCUGAAAACCGGGAGAGUGAAAAAGUAAAGGAAACAAGAAUCAAAGUAGUGAGUUCUUAUCCGAGCGGACACGUUGAAGUUCGAUGUCCCCGUGAAAAAAAAAAACAUAUCAGUGAUAAAAACAUUGCUUUAAUGCUGUUGCGAAAGCGAUUUAUAAAUAAAUAAUUCUACGCGCCCUCGGCUGUCUAAACUUACUUGACAGGCGGCACGUUUGCGGUGACAAUUUUCACGCUUUGCUGAGUCCCGGGGUUUCCGGGGUGGAUAUGAAAAUUUAUGAGAGAUGGUUGCAAGCUCUCCUUUCCUCGGCCCCUUGCUCGCGCGUUCUCGCGAGGCUCGCUUUGCUUGCCCAAAUAGGAGAGCUUGGUCGCAGGCUACAAGUGCGACACAAUUGUAUAAAAGAAAAUUCGCCACUUUAAAAAGAGAAAGAAACUGGGACGAGCUAACUGUUGCUUCAAGCAGGGGAAAAAAUUGGCCAAUAGCUGACCGGUGCGUCUCAAAUAACAAUCCCAUAAACAAUUGCGGGAUACAUUUCCGCUCCAGUUUUCUUCUCGUUUCUAAAGUUGUGCAUGCCUAUUCGUAUAAAACUUUGGAUUGCAAUUUUGGGUUAACAAUGACAGGGGUUUUCGCUACUUUUAAGGUCUUUUUUAUUGUUUAAGGUGACGUGCCUCUAUUACUCGAGAAACAAAGGUUGCGAUUACCGAUGCGUAGCCAGAUCAUCGACCGCGAAAUUCAAAUCUUCGUAAGCCACUGUAGCGUAACAAGUGCCGACUUAGCGGUGAAGUUCACAGAGUCUUAUAGAUUUGGCAUAUGGAUUAGACUUAUAAUUUGGGGAAGAAGUAGAUGGGAAAUCGUAAAUGGUUUAACCACGGUGGAAAUGCACCUCAUCUAUUUUACAGACGGUACACGUAAAUACGAAGAAACGACAAACAAUUCAAGUUAAAUAGCCUGAGAAAACAGCCUACAUUUGGCGACGCUACCACUGGUUCAUCCGCCAAAUGACGUCUGAGAAACGAGCCCAGAAAUUCCAUACUGAUGACGCGUCACUACCCAGAACUGGGUAGUGCUUUUGAUUGGUCGUACCGCGGGGGGAAUAUGAUUCAAUCAAUCAGAAGCACUACCCAGAUCUGGGUAGUGACGCGUCAUCAGUAUGGAAUUUCUGCGUUCGUUUCUCACACGUCAUUUGGUGGCGAAACCACAUAGCGUCGCCAAAUGUCGGCUGUUUUCUCAGGCUACAAGUUAAAUAGAACUAAAAGGACUAAAAACCCCAGCUGUAAGGUCUGUCAAGAAGCAACCAGUUCGCUGUUUACAAGCACGGGGGAGGAGUUGAACUCGGGGUGGCCGAGAAACUUCAAAUCCAGCUUUUGUUAGGAGGAGAUUUAUAUCCGAGUUCUUCUUAAAGCUUGCCGACAGUUGUCCACACCGCUUCCCUAGAUACAAAAUAAUUUAUCCCGCGAAGUCUGUCACAGCUUUAGUUACCGCCUUAAUGUGAUGAGACAGGACAGGAUGAGAUGAUAUGAUAUGACAUGACACGGGAUUGUUGUGUUCCACACUUUAGUUUGCUAGUGAACUGUCCCAGUUAGGAACUAGAAAUACGUAUAUCGCGUAUCCUUGUAAAGCUCCAGGGAGGGUGGCACAUUAAAUGCUAGGAAUGUAAGGGUGGAAGAGAAAUUGAAUGAAUGGUGUACCGACGGAGGGCGAGUUUUAACAGCGGAUCCAAUAUUGGAAGCUGGGAUAUCGAAGUACUCCGUCUCGUUUUGGUUGGAGCAUUUUCAAACCCAGUCCUCUGGCUUUGAAAAUGAACGGCAAGGUCGAAAACGGCAGUUUUUACUCUUAAAAGUAAAAAAGUUGCCUGCUUGUGCUGGUGACUUAUUUUAUUGUUCGUGAAGCCCUGUAGGUUGGUCAGGACGAGGAUGUCAUGUCAAAUGGUUGAAUGACUCCAGGACAGAAUGCAGCUGCAAUCACUUAACUAACUUUGCAGUUCUAAUGCAGUUUGACACAGAUUCUGAACCGAAAACUGGCCAAUACAGUAGAAUGCGAAAGGUAGGGUACAAGACAGAAAGAACAGAAGUAAGUUUGUAGGGUCUGGAAAGGAGGGUCCUGAACGCACAUCCCAAACUUUUUUCAUCGCUAUUUCGAAUAUCAUUUUUUUCCAAACUCGCAUCCGUGGCCAAAUUUCAGCUUAUCUUCUCAAGCGGCAGUCACAUUCUGUGUCCCGUCAACGUUUUCCCAAAUCCCGCACUGUAUUUUGUUCACAUCCUGUUUCCCGGAAAUACCCUUCCAGACACCGAGGAAAGGCUGGCCACACCAUCGGGGUCUACAUCCACUACUUUCUAACUGCCCGCUUCCCGUCAAAUAUCGAAUCCUAUCAAUGUCUUCCCAAAUCCCGCACUGUAUUUUGUUAAGAUCCCGGAUCGGCAGUAUCCUUCCAGACCCUGUGUUUUGGUUUUCUAGUCGAUUAAUCAUGUUGUUAUACAACAUGCGUUAUUGGGGUCACUCAGGCGGGUUUCGGGGAGCAAACCUGAGUGCAAGACAAGAGAGAGGGGGAAAAAGAGAAAAAUAACGCCUGUAGACAGGUUAUUGUUCGCUCUCUUCGAAACGUUCAUCUGGCGAACGCUGGUUUCUAUUGCAAGAGAGAGAGGCAACAUUUCUCUCUUUUCCCUCCUCUCUCUUGUCUAACGCCUCCUACUGGCGCCUUAAAACCCGCCUGAGCACCCCAAUAACGCCUGUUGAGUAGCCUAAGAAUAAAUAGUUGCGCCUAGAAAAUUAUCGUUUUAUUGUGUAACAGUGGUGUUUUUAUAAGCGUGUUUAUGAGGACACUUUUUCUUAAAAAUCGAAAUGCCGCCAAAAUCAUCAAAUGACCCGGUUUCACUGCAUUUGUGAGGCCUAAUCUCGUAACCGUAGCCUUAUUUGUCCUGCAAAUAUUUAAUUAAAAAGUGAACAGAUCUUGCAAAAGAAAGAGGUUAUACCUCGAAAUGUUUUUGAGAACAAAUUCGGCGAAAAAUAAGCCUGGGUGCCAGCUGCAGGAAAGAACGUCGGGCUCUUGAGAGCAAGAUUAGCCUGCAUGUAAGGGGGGCAUCCAUUCAUGCAUGUGUCUGGUACGGUGGAGAUUAAAUGGUUUUCCGGUUGUUUUGUAUGUAGAAAGAUGAAAAGGUGCUGAAUAUUCUGACCCACUUGGGUCUUACCCUUUCCUUAAUCGGAAUCAUAGCGACAAUAAUCUGCUACGCAUUUCUGACGUAAGUACAUCUAAUAUCUUUUUAAAACAUAAUCAAAUGUUUCAACACGACUCCUUAAGCCCAAAUUUUGAACGUUAUCCCUUCUUAGUCUUUAAUUUUUUCUUAUCUUCUCUUUUCUUAUCUCAUUAUAUCUUAUCUUAUCUUGUCUUGUCUUGUACUUUAUUCUAAUGCUUUGUAUUGUAUUGUGUGACAUUGCAUUGUAGGGUAGUGUAUUGUAUUGCAUUGUAUUUUACUGUGUUGAAUUGUAUUGUAUUGUGUUGUAUUGUAUGAUAAUUUGUUUUGUAUAGAGCGUUUUCAUAUGACGUAACGGAGACCAUAAUAAAAAAAAAAAACAAUAAAAACUAUAAAAAGGCGGCCAUGUUGGUGUUCCAAACCAGUCUUGUGGGAGUUGAACUCUUUUCUUAUGUAAACACUUUCUUUGGUUCCAAUAAAUUUGCAUAGAAGCUGGUCACGUGAACGGAAAGACGCUUUAUUGCGUUGCAUUGUUAUAAUACACAUUUAGAGACAUUCCUUUGUUAGACCCACCCAGAGUGGUUUUGUUGAAGACAAUGUAGUUGUUUAUCUUUACACAGCGAUAUUAAAGCACCACUGUCCCAAAUCCGGAUAAGUCUUGUCGCUUCCCUUGGAGUGGGCCAAAUAAUCUUCCUCGCAGGCAUUGGAGCAACUGAAAACAAGGUGAGAACUCUUUUAAGCGCUGAUCAUAAUCACUUUAGCCAAUUGACCACUACAGAAAAUACCAUAAUGUACCAUAAUACUCUUCGUUAGUCACUCCAAAAGUUUGCUGGAGCAUUCUUUUCAUUUUCCGUCGUGGGGCCAUUUUAACUCCCGAGAGAAACUGAAGACAAGGCUUAUGCAAAAUUUUGGAGUGACCAGCAAGAAGUAUUAUGGUGUGUUAUGGCAUUUUCUGUAGUGGUCAAUUCGUCACUUAAGCAACGAGAAGUGAAAUAGGCCGGAUUAACUUUCGCAAAGACUUGGGACUGUUACUAGUAACACGGAAAAAAGGCCAAUAUCUGACCAGCGCGUUCCCAGUAAUUAUAAGGGACCUUAAGAUCUAACAACGAGACCGCAACGAGAACGUCAAAGAAAACAAUAGCUUUAAUAAGCAAAACAACAAUUUUGCUCGUGCAUCACACUUUUUGUACAUUUCUCUUGCCGUUUUUGCACGACUACGACGUGAAAAUGCGUAAUUUCGUGUUUUAUGGAGAACGUAAACAAGUAACGGCGAAAUUUUAUUUCUCUUUCUGAACUUGGAUAUGGUCUCUUGGAAUUCAACUUCAGGAGGGUUAGCCUACAUUUGACAAAGUAAGCGGGUAGGAAUAAUCGCGAAAAAAGACUAAAAGAACGCAAAUUUACUUUUUACGAGACGUUGUCGUUACCUUGGCAUCGUUGGAUCUUAAAGUCCCUAUUAAGGAUCCCAGAAACAAUUCCUGGAAGCAUAUCUGCUCUACUUUCCUUCUCGUUUCUAAGGGACUGUUUACAUGGAGGUGGGGGACCCCAGGUAGGUGAGGUAACCUGCUAUGGUGGGGUAACCGACUUGUCCAUGUAAUUUCUCAUAUUGUCAUCCCACCUAUCAUGUAAGAGCGAUCAAAUGAAUAUGAGAGAUUGUAUGGACAGGCGGGUUUCCCCACCAAAGCGGGUUACCUCACCUAUUUGGGGUCCUCCAUGUAAAAAGGCCCUAGGGUGGCAAAUUCAGUCCACAUACUGUACUUUAAAUGUCUGACGUUUUUUUUUGUGGAUUCCAUUUACUAUUACUGAAAUGGAAACAUAGGGCAAGAUGGGGUGUUAAAAAUUACCCGAGGUCAAUUUAAUAGAACUUUUACAAGUGCAUUUUACAAGUGUAGCUAUUGUUUUCAGACUCUAAAACAAUAAUGGCUACGCUUGUGAAUUACUCUUGUAAAAGUUUGUUACAUUGAAGCCUGGUCAAUCUAAGUAUUGAAGCUUUCCGGGGUGUUUUCCUGGAAUUUUUCGUCCUGGAAACUAAAGGUACAAGGUGAUAACAUUGUCCUUCCAAUAUGCGAGUUUUGACUAUAUGUUGUAGCCUGAAAUUCAUCCGAUUGCUUCGAGUCGUUUUCUCCUCUCAACAACGUCUGAAUCGACCGGCCGUUAAUGCCGUCCAGUGACGUCACUCACUACCCGAAAACCGGGUAGUGAUUUUGAUUGGUUGAUUGCCUAAACAUUCGCAUAAUUAUGUAUAAUUAUGAAAAAUUUUAGCGGGAUUGUCGCUUGAUCGCAUCCCUGGCAUUCUUUCGCGUAGUUCAAACAUUUCGAUAAGCUUAAUCUUUAUCUUAAACAGCAAAAUUGCCCUUGUCUUCGAAACUGAAAUGCUAAAUUGAACUGCUAAUGAAGAAUCAUUGCGGGGAGUCGGUAGGUUUUUCAUUUGGAGCCAAUUUGUGGUUUCGUGAUUUUGUUUACGCGAAGUUUUCUGAGAUCAAUAUUAUAAUUCGACCUUCUUGCUAUUUUUACCGUCAAGUGUAAUGAUUCUGUUAGCUUUUCUUUCUUGUUCCCUUGUUUUUUUCUUCGUUAAGGACCAAAUAGCUUUUUUUCAAUUUUUUAACAAAUCAUUGUGUUUUUGAACUAAGUGUUCCGUGUGUGUGUUAAUUUCAUUGCGUGAUUGCGACCUAGUUUGAUAAUAGCAUUCAGUACAACCGGUUCAGAGAUCUUCAGAGUUGUACUGCAUGCGGUUGGUAGUUUGAACGUUAAACAUGAACUACGAUCGAAAAAAUAAAGCAAUUCUGUACCAUGCAGACAUUUCCAAACGAUAUUUCUCGGUUUGCCACUUGAAAAUCGUGUUUUAGUUUUUGCAUGAAUUAAAGCAAAGGCCAAGGAGUGGUGACGUAACUGGAUGGCAUUAACGGCCGGUCGAUUCAGACGUUGUUGAGAGGAGAAAACGACUCGAAGCAAUCGGAUGAAUUUCAGGAUAUAUAUGUUGUACUUUGCAGGGCGUCUGUGUGACAGCAGCAGCCCUGAUUCAAUAUUUCCUUAUGGUGGCUUUCUGUUGGAUGUUAAUGGAGGGAAUUUAUCUUUACUUGUUUGUUGUCAAAGUUUACAACGUUAGCAGUAAGAUGAAAAUUUGUCACGGAAUUUCAUGGGGUAGGUGUAAAGGGAUAAAUUUGCAUUUUAAUUUCUCAAGGUUUGGGCAAAGACGAGGAUGAAACUAGUGUCGGACGUAAGACUGAAUGUAACGGCGAAAAAAGGAGCACAAUAGCAUCAACGUUUCAAUUAAAUUUUAUCGAAGAAGUCAAAUUGACAGACCCAAAUUUCAAAUUUUGUUCCUGAUAAAACCCUGAAACUCAUUUUCUGACGACCUUUGCAUAAAUGACAUUCUAAUGUUAUCGAUGUUUCACCUUAUAGUUGGCGACAAUUAUCCUCGCGAAUACUUCAACGUGUGUUUAAAGUUUCAUGCUUGUUAUUCAGUGUGUAUAGAGUGUUGCAGGGACCGCGGAGACCAUUUUAAAGUGGUAGGGCUAAAAAAUCUUGCCAAUACAAAGAAACAUUAAGUUCAGUUUUUCGCCAUUUAUCUUGCAUUUGCGUAGACUACGAGCAGUCUCUCUUUUCUCUUGGUCCAUCAAGCAAAACGCCCGAAACACGCUCACAGGCGCGUGCACUCCCCCUUGAAAUCUGAAGAAAAAGAUAGACUGCUCGCAGUCUAGCAUUUGCGCGCCAUCUUAUUUACAGCCUCAACAAAUAUAACAUAAACGUCGUCACGUGUUAUAGUAUCCAGUAUAGCCAAUAUGUUGAAUAAACCUUCCUAAAAUUGCUACUUUGAAGUUGUCAGCAGUGCUGAAAUUUCUCUUGCGGUCCUCAUUGCUGGAAAGAAACUCCUGUGCCACGUCAGCUAUAGAGACACUGUCUGUUCUCAGCUUGUAACUAUUCAACGUUACUACUAGGUUGCUAAACCUCUCAUCACCCAUCCCGGAUCGAUGCCACGUCUUCAGACGCUGUACGUACGGAUGAGAAUGAACCCUCGCCAGCAGCGCUGGUAAGAGGAUUUAUAGCAAGCAGCUUACAGAUAGUUUAACUGACUUCCUGGAUUAGCUUCUUUUCUGUUUCUGGAAACUUUAACACCGCCAACAGGAUUUCGUCAAAACAUGAUAUCUUCUCCUUCUUCCAUAGUACUUAGUUGCCUAGGUAGCGCCCCUGUAUCGCAACAUCUUCCCUGUAUUAUGCUUCAAGAAACUGAACUCUGCCUCAUAGUCGUCACCAUUAUCUAUAGCAGCUUUAAGCAAAAGGGUCUCCAUCUGUACUUAAGAGCUGAAGCUUUCUUGAUUAACACGCUGAUAGAUAGCCCUGACGAUAAGAUCAAUAGCCUCAUAAUAGGCUCGUACAAUGUGAUCUUUAGCAGUUUGGGGAUAGCUUGGUGCACCAGCACCAACCUUCAGUCUGGCCGGAGUGUGUCGUUUUCUUGGACGCGUUGGUUCGCCAAGCAGGCCUUCACUCUUGCGGUCAACAUUAGCAUAGAAAUGGUCGAAGCUUUGAUCAAAGCGAAUUUUUGUGAGCGUCCCCUUUGUUAGAUUUGCCAGGCGUUGUCCACUGACAGCAGCCAUCUUAGUACCCUGAAGAUCCUUAGAUAGAUUAUCGGUGUGGCAGUAAAGGUGCUCUCCAAGAUGCAAAGCAGAGAAAAAGUCAAAUCACUCCAUUUGAGCCUUACAUCUUAUUAUCCUUGCACGCACAUCGGGUUGUAAUCGUUCUGACAGGCAAACAUCCCACUCUUCCAUAGGGUAAAGUCUAAUAAUUCCACGGAAAUUUUUUCCAUGUCAACUGGAGUGUCAUGAAAUAAAUCCCAGCAAUAAAAGUGAUAGGGCUAUAGCCCUACCAGCCCCUCCCCCUCCGCGGUCCCUGUGUUGUUCGCACUUUUGAAUUUAUGCGUUAAACCCGAAUUAAUAUUUUGAAUGUUCAUGUAAAUUUUAUAAUUGCACUCCUCCCGCCACACCUUUUAUUUCAGGCUUUCCUGCGGCAAUGGUCACUUUAUCGCUCAGUGUUGCUGCCGGGAUGGACGGAAUCACAAGUUUUGUCAGCGAUGAAUAGUAAGAAGUGAAGUGCUGAAAAGUAGAAUACGUAAAGAUACAUCGUUUUCGUUUACCUAUAAGAGUGAAAUACCCAUACCCUUUCUCGUAUAUACACCAUUUGCCCUUCGUUACGGGGAAAUCAGUUUUUAUUAGUAUAGGUAAUGGCAUGAUUUGGCUCAUCCUCGGUGUAAAAACCUGUGAAACUCACGAGUGACGUAAAACAAUGAAUACAAAGAAGCCACUGAGAAGUCAACACACUAGAGCCAAGGAAAAUAAUAGCUAGAAAACAAAGAAAAACUUCACAGGUUUUUACACCGAGGUAAGCCCCAUGAUUUGUUGUGAUAUUUGGCAUAAAUACCACGAGUGAUAUUUCGACAUUGUUGUACGUUAUUUCACGAGCCGUUAGGAGAGUGAAAUUUGAGACCUCUUUGAAAUAUCACGAGUGGUAUUUUUGCCAAAUAUCACGCACAAAUCAUGCUAUUAUUUGUUUAUACUACUACCCCCAAGAGGUUUGUAAUUUUCACAUGUAGGUAUUUCGAGUUAAGCUGAAAUACCACUGCUCUAAUAUAAGCCAAUCAAAUUGCAGAAAUUUCUCAUGUAGUAGUAUAAACGUGUAAAUAUUAUUGAUUUUAAUAAAUUUAUAUCAACAGUUUCGCCAAGAGAGCAAACAUUUAAUUUUGUAGCAUAGUCAUUAAGGAUUUUUUCAUAAAUAAGGCCAAUUUCUAUAGCAGUUUAUCGAAAACAAUAUUCUUUAGUGCGAAUGGAGUUUCAUUUUGCUUGGGUGAAUGUUCGUAUAUGAGAAUAGAUAUAUCAGUUAACAUUUGUCCUUUUCAUUUCCAACACGCACACACACUGGAAGAUUUUAUAAUUUAUUUUGUUUUCGUUUUAGCUGCUGGAUUUCUUCUUCUAACGGAUUGAUCUGGAUAUUCAUCUCGUUUGUUCUUGCGAUUGAGAUCGUAAGUUCAGUCAAUAUUUUUUUUUUAAUCUGAUAAAAAAAAUAGUGACACAAAAACGCACUAAAAGAAAAACAAAGAAAUUGGUUUAAAGGAUUUGUUUUAACGACAAAGAUUACCUCAGUCACCAUCACGUGAGCGGUGUUGUGAUAUUCCAAUUUAGGUUUUCUAUUUUCUCAACUCUGUUAUUUUUUUCAGAUAAACUUGUUGAUUUUGGUGAGAGUUAUAAGAGAAAUGACAAGAAUGGAACAAACAAAGGACAACCAAGGAGAACAGAUAAGGUCUCACAGAUUUUAUUGCUUGUUUUAACAGGCAUGUGUAAGUACAUGUAAUAUACUGCAUUUGUUACGCGCCCGGCUUGAAUGAAGCAAAGAUUCCUUUUGAGAACAAAACAUUGUUUGGUCGUUAAGUGGUCAUGUCAUUACAUUAUCACUACUCAAACUGCUCUAUUGUGUUCCCUUCGUUUUUAAUUGACGACACAAUGACUUAGCUGCAACAACACCAUCGGCAUUCCACUGAUGGCGGGCUAGGCUAAAAAAGUUGGGACGUUGGAAACAACGAUUCGUCUGUUUAUCUUCGAGAUUUAUAUAUAUCUAAUUGAAUAUCUUAUUUAUUUUGCAGACUUGGAAUCAGAGCGUGCGUGGUGCUAAUUCCCUUACUUGGGGUCACGUGGUUAUUCGGCGCAUUAUCGUCAACCCACAAAGCAUUCGCUUACAUUUUUGUUAUCUUCAAUUCCACUCAGGUGAGAUGCGAGCCCCCUUCUUUGCGCACCUAUUUUUUAGCUUAAAAAGGAAAUACUUAAUCACAAAUCAAAGCCAAGAAAUUAAAAGAAGAUAAGGCAAAGCUCGAAAUUAUUUCACUUAAGAUGGCCAAGGAUUAUAUAAGUACAUUUUUUGGAAAACUUUGGUGACAGUCUUUCUUAUUUUCCUACCCGCAGGGAUUUUCCAUCUUUCUUCUUCACUGUGUGAGAAAUAGUGAGGUAAGGACAAAAUGUUAAAUGAUUGCAAAUUUUAUCAUCUCGUGUUGUCGAAUUAUAAGUUAAGCAAUGUUUUUAGUAACUCGGAUCCAAACACAGAACCAAAAUCACAAGGAAUUUGCGAUCAAACCCCUCGAUUACGAACACCUGUUUAUUACGGAAAGUUCUCAUGACCCAAAAACACCAAUAGCACCAGAGACAGUUGAUAGCGGAACCUCCGCGCGCGGGUGGCGGAGCCUCUAUUGCUAUAGAAAAUGGAAACCUAUCGAUCGAUACGAGAAAAUUUGGUUAUGACGUCAGCGUACGUCCGUCCGUCCAAACUUCCUUACGGACUUGGCAGGGAGCGAUCUUUUGAAUUAAUUGUCUUUGAUUAUCCCGCAGAUCAGAGAGAGGUUCAAAAGAAGAAUACGCGUGAUAUUUCCAGCUGCCAGCAAUGGAACUACAAGCGUUAAAAGACACUCUGACCUGAAUGGCAGCAGCAGCGGAAUCCUUUCCCUGCGAAAAAUUGAAGUUGUGCCCAUAAGUACCGAGAGCCUAGUGAAAUCACCAUGA